GAUAACGGUUUUCGUAACUCGAGCGUUCAGACUUCAGAUCCCAAAGAAACUGAGACUUGACUGUUGAAUGUUGAUACGACUUCUUUAUACAGUCUUAAAAUAAUAUUAAUUGCCUUCUCGGUCAGCUUGAUCAAUUGUCACCUUGUCGGUAUAACUUACUCGGAGCGGUCUGAAGUCUGUGUGGUUAGGCCGUUCGUGGUACAGCUGAUUGUGUCGUUUCGGGUAAGUGGUAAUAAUUAAUAACUACCUACCGACCGAAUCUUAUUGUUUCUCGAACCAGAUAUUCACACUGAAUAACGACGGUUUAAAAACUUUGAACGAACCGGAAAAAAUAUCGACGUCAAUAUCAAAUACUCUAGCAUUUGUCGAUAUCCACAGUUUGCCGGAAUUUAAACAUUUAUGAAUCAAAAAUUCGAAAACCUUCAAAUACAUCAAUUAUGAAGCCUCAAGAACUGUGUGAUAUUGAUGACUUAGCUACAUCUCUUGUUGUCGAUGUUUUCCUCGGAUUUAAUACCCACAAAAUGAACACAGAACAUAAAGAAAGGUAUAAAUGUAAAUCACAUUUAAAACCUGUUAUUGAUGAAUUCAUAAAAAAUCAAAGUAUGAAAUUAGCAUUUGAAUCUUUUUGGAAUCGAAAGUAUAUACCUGAUCAUUUAUUCAAAGCGUCUUACAAAAAAUUAGUCAGAGACCAUAUUGAAAGAUACAUGGGAAUGUUUUAUUUGGAUUCUGGUUUUCGAAUUGAACCAUGUUACAGAUACUCUUUAGAGAAUAAAGUAGGAGCCAAAGUAAAUGCCACCAGUCAUUGGCAUAAAGAUGGAAUUAUUAAACGAUUAGUUGGAUGUGUGGCCGAGUUGACAGAAAAAGAGGAGGAUGAAAUAUUGCAUGUUGGGAAGAAUGAUUUUUCAGUGAUGUACAGCUGUCGCAAAAAGUGUGCUCAACUCUGGCUGGGCCCAGCAGCAUAUAUCAACCAUGAUUGCCAGGCCAAUUGUAAGUUUGUACCUAAUGACAAAGGAACGGCCUGUGUUAAAGUACUCAGAGAUAUUAAACCUGGUGAUGAAAUAACAUGCUUUUAUAGUGCUAAUUUCUUUGGUGAAAAUAAUGUUAACUGCGAAUGCUGCUCAUGUGAAAAGUUGUGUAAAGGAGCUUUUAAAACAAAUGAAGAACAACCAAAAUUAGGACGGUACAACUUCAGGCAAACUAAUGGUCGAACCAAUUCUUACCGGUCUCCAGAUAAAAGCAAAAAAGUAAAGGAACCAAAAACACCUCAAAAGAAAAAGAAUGAGGUUUUGGAACCUUGUACUCCAAAUAAAAAUCCUGAAGUUGACAAGGGUGAAGCUUUGCUUGGAUCGCCAUACACAAAAAUAAUCCAAAAGACAAGAGGCUUAGAUUUGGACCAAGCGUCAAAAUCACCAGAAAAGUAAUAAGUAAAAAGAAAAAAGACAUUGAUUUACAAUAUUAAACAAACAAUUAACCCAGUGGCAAAAUUAUUUUAUAAUUUAUGAACGAUUAAAAUUAUAAACUAAAGUAUAAUAAUAUGCAUAUAUAUUUCAAUUGGAAUUUGAAUACUUUUUAGUCUAGCAACAUUUUUUUUAUAUGUAUAAUUGUUUUUACAUUAUGAUUGUUUGUAUAUCACCAAUUGUUUUCAUUAAGUUUUUAUUGAGCAGUAAUAUUAUAUUUAGUAAUCAGUAAGUAAUUUAACUCACUAGAAGUAUUAUACAUAACUCUAAAUUUUAAUUUUAAUAAUGAAAUGUAAUGUUUUGACAAUAGUUUAACUUUCCUAUAACUAUAUUAGUGUUUUCCUUUUAUUAGGACACAAAUAUUGUAAAACUAUAAAUAACUUGUAAAACUAUUGUCUCUGUCUUACUUACAUAGAUAGUUAGUUCUAUAUAACCUCACUCAGUAGUCGGUGUCUUACUCAGUGAGGUUACAGGUUGAUAAUAAGCUCUCACAACUUAUUAUUAAUUUUUAUUUCCUGUUCUUCAAUAAUAAUUGUCUAUAAUAUAGUAUAAUUUAGUUAUAGUAAUUGUAUUAUUUAGAUCAUUUAACUCUAAAUAAUUUAUUGUUCUUAUUGUUCAAACUUUUACUUUUUGUAAUUUAAAUAAGCACUAAAUAUUUUACCCAUAAUUCAAAGUAUGUACAAAAUAUUAUAUAUUAUUGUACUACAGUACACAAAACAUUUUUUUAUCUGUGUCAACUUAAAUUAUAAAACAACAUUGACUAAUAAAAACAGUUAUUAAUAUAAUAUAAUAUUAAUACAAUAUGUUUUAGUAA
Messenger RNA from Acyrthosiphon pisum (pea aphid), 2271 nucleotides. RefSeq names its product histone-lysine N-methyltransferase Suv4-20-like. The record is from RefSeq and is marked validated. Lineage: Eukaryota; Metazoa; Arthropoda; Insecta; Hemiptera; Aphididae. Gene Ontology annotation, molecular function: histone H4K20 methyltransferase activity; protein binding. Bases 438 to 1421 code for a protein of 327 amino acids. Gene Ontology annotation, cellular component: nucleus. The transcript is spliced from 2 exons.